This is a messenger RNA of Mangifera indica (mango), 1702 nucleotides long. Its product is annotated as diaminopimelate decarboxylase 1, chloroplastic-like. Gene Ontology annotation, cellular component: chloroplast. Gene Ontology annotation, molecular function: diaminopimelate decarboxylase activity. The transcript is spliced from 8 exons. The record is from RefSeq and is a predicted model, not a curated record. The coding region runs from base 85 to 1539 and encodes 484 amino acids. NCBI's taxonomy places the organism in Eukaryota, Viridiplantae, Streptophyta, Magnoliopsida, Sapindales, Anacardiaceae.
GCAAAAUAGGCACAUGAUUAAGAAAAUUUGUUUUUAUUAUUUAUUUCUCUCCCUCCCUGGUGGUCUCGGUGUGACUCUUCAGCAAUGGCCGCCACUCAGCUUUUCUCCCACUCACCUUCACUUUCCAAAACCCUAACACAAAACCCAUAUCCUAAGUUCCCCAUAUUAUCCCUCAAAUCCACUUUAAACCUUCGAACAACCCUUAAACCCUUCACUCUCAAGGCAGUCCUGUCUGAGAACCCCACAAAACCCCUCACUCAAACCGACCCAUUUGAACACUGUUUCACUAAGAAAUCUGAUGGCUUUCUCUACUGUGAAGAUGUUAAAGUUCAAGAUGUUAUGGAAACCGUCGAAAAAAGACCUUUUUAUUUGUACAGUAAACCACAAAUCACUAGAAAUGUUGAGGCUUACAAAGAAGCCCUUUCUGGGUUGAACUCUAUUAUCGGUUAUGCCAUAAAGGCUAACAAUAAUUAUAAGAUUUUGGAGCAUUUGAGAAGGUUGGGCUGUGGAGCUGUUCUUGUGAGUGGGAACGAACUGAGGCUUGCUCUUCGAGCUGGUUUUGAUCCCACCAAGUGUAUCUUUAAUGGGAAUGGGAAACUCUUGGAAGAUUUGGUGUUGGCUGCACAAGAGGGUGUUUUUGUGAACGUUGAUAGUGAGUUUGACUUGGAGAAUAUUGUAACAGCUUCAAGAAUUGCUGGCAAGAAGGUUAAUGUGUUGCUCCGGAUCAAUCCUGAUGUGGAUCCUCAGGUUCAUCCUUAUGUUGCUACUGGAAACAAGAACUCUAAAUUUGGUAUUAGGAAUGAGAAGUUGCAGUGGUUUUUGGAUGCUGUGAAGGCAAAUUCUAAUGAGUUGAAGCUUGUGGGGGCUCAUUGCCAUCUUGGUUCAACUAUUACUAAGGUGGAUAUAUUCAGGGAUGCUGCAGUUCUUAUGGUUAAUUAUAUUGAUGAAAUACGAGCCCAAGGGUUUGAAGUUGAUUACUUGAACAUUGGAGGUGGCUUAGGAAUAGACUAUUAUCACACUGGUGCAGUCCUUCCCAAACCCAGAGAUCUCAUUAAUACUGUAAGGGAGCUGGUGGCAUCAAGAAAUCUCAAUCUGAUUAUUGAACCAGGGAGGUCACUUAUUGCUAAUACUUGCUGCUUGGUUAAUCGAGUCACUGGGGUCAAAACUAAUGGAACAAAAAAUUUUAUUGUGAUUGAUGGCAGCAUGGCUGAACUUAUCCGUCCUAGUCUUUAUGAUGCUUAUCAACACAUUGAGUUGGUUUCCCCUGCACCACAAGAUGCUGAAACUUGCAAGUUUGAUGUGGUGGGUCCUGUCUGUGAAUCUGCAGAUUUCUUGGGGAAGGAGAGGGAACUUCCUACCCCGGCUCAGGGAACUGGUCUGGUUGUUCACGAUGCAGGUGCCUACUGCAUGAGCAUGGCAUCAACUUACAAUCUCAAGAUGCGUCCUCCAGAGUACUGGGUUGAAGAAGAUGGAUCAGUAUCCAAAAUUCGGCAUGGCGAAACUUUUGAAGACCACAUGCAAUUCUUUGAAGGUCUUUGAUUUAGAUAUUAGGAAUGAAUGAACAUGAGAAUGUCAUUUUAACUGAAUUUAAUUAGUCGCCAAGUUUUUUUAUAUUAGCUUUGUAUUCACUAGAACAAAAAAAACUCUGCUCAAUAAAUUAAAUUUCAACCUGGAUUUCACUCAGUUGGCCAGUUUUUGUUCA